Laccaria bicolor S238N-H82 is the source of this 1515-nucleotide messenger RNA. RefSeq lists its product as uncharacterized. The record is from RefSeq and is a predicted model, not a curated record. The transcript has 6 exons. Gene Ontology annotation, molecular function: acid phosphatase activity. The coding region runs from base 1 to 1515 and encodes 504 amino acids. Lineage: Eukaryota; Fungi; Basidiomycota; Agaricomycetes; Agaricales; Hydnangiaceae.
AUGCUCAACGCGUUGAAAGUCUCCACUAGGAGAAGUGAAAAGCUCCCGAUUGACGAAUUCGAGCACAUAACACAUCCAAUUUCAAGUCAUUCUCAAGGUUAUGCUCCCUUGCCAACGGGGCCAGGACAGUCUCGGAGCGACACGGAUCUUCUUGAAGGGGACCCCGACAGGAAAGAAAAAAGGCGUCGGUUUUGGCCCUUCUUCGCUACCCUCCUCGCGCUCCCUUGUCUCCUCAUUCUUUGGUCCUCCAACCAUUUUUGUCGCACCUCGAAACUAACGUAUCAAUAUCCGUCCAACAAGGACUAUUCUUGGGCGGCAUACAAUCCAUAUUUUCCUGUCGAAGGAUAUCCACCCCCGCCUAUUGGAUGUCAAAUAGAUCAAGUAUGCCUUAUUCAGAGACACGGUGCCCGUUUCCCAACAGUGGAUGCCGCAGCGCGCAUAGCUGGCGCUCUCUCGAAACUUCAGUCAGCGGAAGAAUAUUUGGAUCCGAAACUUGACUUUCUAAAAAGCUACACGUAUUCUCUCGGAACGGAUGAUCUUGUUCCAUUUGGUGCAAUGCAAUCAUUGCAGGCCGGUGGGGAAUCUUACGUGCGAUACAAGCAUUUAAUCUCGAAAAAGGACCUCCCUUUCGUAAGGGCGGCAAGCAGCAAAAGGGUUGUGAAAUCUGCUAGGAAAUGGACUCAAGGGUUCUCGCUUGCGAGCCACCACGUUUACAACCCCAGCUUAUCUGUGAUCAUCUCUGAACAUGGAAAUUGUACUCUGACUAACAAGAUGUGUCCAAACGCGGGGGAACCUUCUGAACAGACGGACGCCUGGGCACGCAUUUAUGGUUACCCCGUUGCCGCGAGACUUAACUUAGUCGCCCCUGGAGCCAAUCUUCUUCCGGAGGAUAUCCCCGACCUCAUGCCGCUCUGCCCAUUUGAAACCGUAGCGACAGAAAAGAAGAGCCCCUUCUGUGCUCUUUUCACCAAAGAAGAGUUCCAGAAUUAUGAGUACUACAUGGAUUUGGAAAAGUAUUAUAGAACCGGAUAUGGCCAGGCGUUGGGCCCCGUCCAAGGGGUUGGGUACGUCAAUGAACUCCUGGCGCGCCUUACGGGAAUGCCUGUUCGCGACAACACGCAAACAAAUAGAACCCUGGAUUCCUCUCCCAUUACGUUCCCGCUCAACCAUACGAUCUACGCCGACUUCUCGCACGAUAACGAGUUGAUCGCUAUCUACUCUGCUAUAGGUCUGUUCAAGCAGCCCGAACCCCUGGAUCCGACAAAGCCUAACCCAGGAAGAACUUGGGUAGCGAGUCACCUGGUACCAUUCAGUGGGAGAAUGGUGACGGAAAGGCUUAGUUGCGCGGACCGCGGGAAAAAGUAUGUCAGGAUAUUGGUGAACGAUGCAUUGCAGCCACUGGAAUUUUGUGGAGCUGGUGAUGGUUUGUGUCUGCUUGAGGCGUUUGUGGACAGUCAAGAGUAUGCUCGAAGCGAUGGCGCUGGUGACUUUGAAAAAUGCCGACUAAGGAAGUGA